AAGAAUCAUUCAUAUAUAGUGAGGGAUUUGGAUUUUAUUCCGAUCUUCUUCUUCGGCGGCGACGGACGGGGCGAGGGAGGAGAAUGUCAUCGUCUUUGAGCAGCGGACUUACUUUCAAGCUCCAUCCAUUGGUGAUACUUAACAUUUCUGAUCACUAUACAAGACUCAAGUGUCAAUCACAAUCCUCCGAGCUUUCCACUCCACCUAGGGUCUUUGGUUGCGUCAUCGGUAUUCAGAGAGGCCGUACUGUCGAGAUCUUCAACAGCUUUGAGCUUUUCUUUCAUCCUUCCACUCACUCACUCGACCGAUCCUUCUUGGAAAAGAAGCAAGACCUCUAUAAGAGAGCCUUUCCCAAUUACUAUGUACUUGGAUGGUAUUCUACUGGUAAUGAGGCCCAAGACUCGGACAUGCAUAUUCAUAAAGCCUUGAUGGAUAUCAAUGAGAACCCAUUGUAUGUCCUUCUCAAUCCUUCUAUCAAUCACAUGCAAAAGGAUCUUCCAUUGACUAUCUAUGAAAGUGAGUUGCACAUUAUUGAUGGAAAUCCACAACUUACUUUUGUUAGAUCGAGUUACACCAUUGAGACUGUAGAAGCAGAACGUAUCUCUGUUAAUCAUGUUGCCAAUCUUAAACCUUCUGAUGGAGGUUCUGCUGCGACCCAAUUGGCUGCCCACCUUAGUGGCAUUCAUAGUGCCAUCAAGAUGCUGAACAGCAGAAUCAGAGUACUUCACCGAUAUCUUGUUGCUAUGCAGAAAGGUGAUAUUCCUUGCGAGAAGUCCUUGCUUAGAGAAGUUUCUAGUCUUUUGAGGAGAUUACCUGCUAUAAAGUCAGAGAAAUUUCAGGAUGAUUUCCUAAUGGAAUAUAACGACACCUUGUUGGUUGCUUACCUUGCAAUGUUAACGAAUUGCUCAAGCACAAUGAAUGAGCUGGUACAGAAAUUGAACACUGCAUAUCAUGUCAGGCACACUAGAAGGGGAGGAAGACUUCUUGCAUUUUCCUGAAACCGUUUGUUUGUGAGAGACACACAAGUAUAUCACUUUGGAUGUUACAUCCAUGUUUGUCUGUCAUGAAUUCAAUCAAAUAUACACUUCUAAGCUUCUUUUUAGUUAGUUGUAUGCCACUAUUCCCCUUUAAGCGUAAGAAAAUCUCAAAUCUUCAAUUUCGAUUU
Impatiens glandulifera is the source of this 1165-nucleotide messenger RNA. Its product is annotated as COP9 signalosome complex subunit 6a-like. Bases 84 to 998 code for a protein of 304 amino acids. Gene Ontology annotation, biological process: protein deneddylation. The transcript has 9 exons. Gene Ontology annotation, molecular function: protein binding; metallopeptidase activity. The record is from RefSeq and is a predicted model, not a curated record. Gene Ontology annotation, cellular component: COP9 signalosome. Lineage: Eukaryota; Viridiplantae; Streptophyta; Magnoliopsida; Ericales; Balsaminaceae.